This is a messenger RNA of Grosmannia clavigera kw1407, 1665 nucleotides long. Its product is annotated as mitochondrial inner membrane translocase subunit. Gene Ontology annotation, molecular function: protein-folding chaperone binding. The coding region runs from base 1 to 1665 and encodes 554 amino acids. The record is from RefSeq and is a predicted model, not a curated record. NCBI's taxonomy places the organism in Eukaryota, Fungi, Ascomycota, Sordariomycetes, Ophiostomatales, Ophiostomataceae. Gene Ontology annotation, biological process: protein import into mitochondrial matrix. Gene Ontology annotation, cellular component: mitochondrial inner membrane. The transcript is spliced from 2 exons.
AUGAAUUCCCUGCGAAUCCCCGUGAGGCACUCCUCCCCCGCCGCUCUCUCCCUCUCCACCAACAGCUACGGCCGGUCGCCAGCAUACCGCCGGUUACUGGCCACGCCCGCACGGUUGCACAGCUCUGCCAACGAUGUCCUCCUCGGCUCCUCUCUCUCCUCUGCCUACCGCCCCUCUCCCUUGGCUUCGCCCUUCCUGCCUGCAGCUAUACGGCUCCAGCUGCCGGUCCAGUCGCGCGCUUUUCAUGCCAGCGUGCUGAGGUGGCAGCAGCAGUCACAGCAACAGACACAGCAACAGACACAACAACAUAACCAGCAGGCGCAGGAGAAGCCAAAGGUGGAACAGACUGCCGACAGCACAGCUGAAGGUGCCGACAAGGAGGCAAAUGAGGACAAGGACGGCAAAGAGGACAAGGACAGCAAAGAGGACAAGGACAGCAAAGAGGACAAGGACAGCAAAGAGGGCCAGAACAAGAAGAAGGACGAGGAGGAGCUUCCACCACCGCCACCACACGGCGACAAGACGCCAUGGCAGGUGUUUGUCGACACCAUGCAGUCCGAGUUCAAGCAGUCCAAGGAGUGGAACGAUUCGACCAAGGCCCUGGCCGAGGGCGCCCACCAGAUCUCGGAGAGCGAGUCCGUCCAGCGCGCCCGCAAGGCGUACGAGGCCACGUCCGGCGCCGUCUCGUCCACGGCCGCCAACGUGAUCAAGACCACCGCCACGGCCGUCGGCAAGGGCGCCUCCUGGACCUGGGAGACCCCCGUCAUGAAGGGCGUGCGCAAGGGCGCCAACGCCACCGGCGAGGUCCUCGACAAGGCCACCAAGCCCAUCCGCGACACUGAGGCCUACAAGAACGUCAAGGAUGUCAUCGACGACGGCAGCAGCUCGCGCUACGGCGGCUGGGUCGACAAGGAAGAGCGCCGCAAGCGCCGCGAGAAGUGGCAGCAGACCAACGGCGGCACCCCCGAGAUCAUGGAAGAAAAUCCCGAUGCCGGUACAAACGUCACCCUCCACAAGGACGCCGCCUGGAAGGAGGCCUGGCGCGACUUCAAGGACCAAAGCAAGGUCGUCCAGGGCUUCUUCGGCAUGAAGAGCGUCUACAAUGAGUCCGAGAACCCGCUCAUCAGCACCGCCCGCAGCAUCACCGACCGCAUCGCCGGCUUCUUUGCCGAGAACGAAACUGCCAUGGUCAUCAAGAAGCUGCGCCAGAUGGACCCGGCCUUCCAGCUGGAACCCUUCUUGCGCGAGCUGCGCGAGUACAUCCUGCCCGAGGUCCUAGACGCCUACGUCAAGGGCGACGUCGAGACCCUUAAGCUCUGGCUGUCCGAGGCCCAGUUCUCCGUCUACGAGGCCCUCACUAAGCAGUACCUCCAGGCCGGCCUCAAGUCCGACGGCCGCAUCCUCGACAUUCGCCACGUCGACAUCCUCAAGGCCCGCAUGCUCGAGCCCGGCGAGAUCCCCGUCUUCAUCAUCACCUGCCGCACCCAGGAAGUCCACGUCUACCGCAAGGUCAAGUCCGGCGACCUGGCUGCCGGCAUGGAAGACAAGGUCCAGCUCGUCACCUACGCCAUCGGCAUCACCCGCAUGCCUGACGACGUCAGCAACCCGGAGACCCGCGGCUGGCGCCUCAUCGAGAUGCAGAAGAGCGGUCGGGACUACAUCUGA